AAUAGGGCUAAGCUCGGAUUUCUCAUUCCCAGGGAUUUCCUACUGGAACAUCAUUGCUGAUUUAGAGAGAAACUGUUUUUUCUCUCUCAUUCCAUCUCCAGUUUAUGUCAGUUUCUAUAAGCUAUUGGAUCUGACUACAUAAUCUACUUUUUCUUUGCCUCUCCUACCCCCAUUUUUUCUUUUCUUUUUGUUUUCCUUGUUUUCACUCUUUUAUUUCCAUUUUCUAACACCUCUGUUAUAAUAUGGCUCAGAAUAAUUUGGGAUCCAGUGUUCAUGCCGCCAAUAAGUUUUACCGGAAAGGAGCCCUUAGGCAGAAGAAUGUACAUGAGGUGAAGAACCACCAGUUUAUCGCUCGCUUCUUCAAGCAGCCCACCUUUUGCAGCCACUGUACUGACUUCAUAUGGGGACUGGGUAAACAAGGAUUCCAAUGUCAAGUAUGCAGUUUUGUUGUGCAUAAGAGGUGUCAUGAAUUUGUCACGUUCAUUUGUCCUGGAGCCGGAAAAGGGCCCAGCACUGAUGACCCCAGGAGCAAACACAAAUUCAAGACUCAUACGUAUAGCAGCCCCACAUUCUGUGACCACUGUGGCUCUCUGCUCUACGGCCUAAUGCACCAGGGCAUGAAGUGCACAAGCUGUGAAAUGAAUGUUCACAAACGCUGUGUUCUGAAUGUGCCCAGCUUGUGUGGGAUGGAUCACACAGAGAGACGGGGACGCCUUCAUAUCAAAGCAGAAAUUGGAAACCCAGAUGAACUGAUAGUCACAGUCGGUGAGGCACGAAACCUGAUUCCAAUGGAUCCAAAUGGACUCUCUGAUCCAUACGUGAAGCUAAAACUGAUUCCAGACCCCAAAAAUCUAACCAAACAGAAAACAAGAACAAUCAAGUCGACUCUGAAUCCUGUCUGGAAUGAGUCAUUUGUGUUUACUCUGAAACCAACAGAUAAAGAUCGGCGCUUGUCAAUUGAAGUGUGGGAUUGGGACCGAACAACUCGUAAUGAUUUUAUGGGAGCAAUGUCCUUUGGUGUCUCAGAAAUUUUAAAGCAUCCUGUUGAUGACUGGUUCAAACUGCUGAAUCAAGAGGAAGGAGAAUACUACAAUGUUCCAGUUACCGAGAACGACAGCACAGAGCUUCGCCUCAAGUUUGAGGCUUGCAACUUCCCCUUUGAACUCUACGAGAAAGCCAAACUUGGUCCUUCACCGACUAUCCUUAGUCCAACUGAAAGUAAACACAUGAUCUACGGCAGCUCUGGGCAUUUUAGCGUUUCAGAUUUCAACUUCCUUAUGGUCCUGGGAAAGGGAAGCUUUGGAAAGGUAAUUCUGGCUGAACAGAAAGGCACAUCAGAUCUUUAUGCCAUAAAGAUUUUGAAGAAGGAUGUUGUAAUUCAAGAUGAUGAUGUGGAAUGCACAAUGGUGGAGAAGAGGGUCUUAGCACUGGCCAAUCGUCCACACUUCCUGACAGCAUUGCACUCUACUUUCCAGACUGUGGACCGGCUGUAUUUUGUUAUGGAAUAUGUGAAUGGUGGAGACCUCAUGUAUCACAUCCAGCAGGUUGGAAAGUUUAAAGAACCACACGCUGCGUUUUAUGCAGCAGAAAUUGCUAUUGGACUCUUCUUCCUUCACAAUCAAGGCAUCAUUUAUAGGGACUUAAAGUUGGAUAAUGUUAUGCUUGACUCAGAAGGACAUAUUAAGAUCACAGAUUUUGGUAUGUGCAAAGAACAGAUUUUUGAAGGAGAGACAACUCGGACAUUUUGUGGCACGCCUGACUACAUAGCUCCUGAGAUUAUUGCAUACCAGCCCUAUGGAAAGUCAGUUGAUUGGUGGUCUUUUGGUGUCCUCCUCUAUGAAAUGCUUGCAGGGCAGCCUCCCUUUGAUGGAGAAGAUGAAGAUGAGUUGUUCCAGUCUAUCAUGGAGCAUAACGUGCCAUAUCCCAAAUCGCUGUCUCGAGAGGCAGUCUCUAUAUGUAAAGGGUUUAUGACAAAACAUCCUGCAAAAAGACUUGGCUCAGGUCCAGAAGGUGAGCGUGAUAUUCGUGAUCAUGCAUUCUUCCGCAGGAUAGACUGGGAUCGUUUGGAAAGACUAGAAAUUCAACCUCCAUUCAAGCCAAGAGCAUGUGGAAAGAACGGAGAGAACUUCGACAAAUUUUUCACCCGAGCUCCUCCAGUGUUAACUCCACCAGACCAACUUGUGCUCGCUACCAUAGACCAGAAUGAAUUCCGAGGAUUUUCUUUCGUUAAUGAAGAAUUUGUCCAUCCAAACCAGCACAGUGCAGCUAUUGCCCCAGUUUCUAUGGUUUAGUGCAAGAAAUUCCAACUGAAGAUAUAAUGAAAGAAAAACAGUAUAUUAUUAAAACACCAGUAAGGAAAGAAGAAAGGGAAAGACACAGACAUUUUUGGCUGAAUUUUAUCUCUGUCUUUUGAGCUGCCUGAAGUGCUCAUACCUAUCCUGUGUUUUGAGGGUGUGAGACAUGCUUUAUAUUUACUUACCUGGUACCUGUGGCUCGUGUAUCUCCCAUUUCAUUUUAAUUAUAAUAGGCCUGUGGCCUACAGAAAGCAUGGUUUAAACUUUUUAUAUUGCACCACUGACUGAUAUUGUCAUGCAUUUUAAUAUGAAUCAUAUUGCAUCUCUGUGACUGGAGAAAACAGACUGUAUUUCUACAGUGUUUACUGUGUGGAACAGCGGCAUGUUUUAUUUCGAAUCAUACUAAUGCACUAAACUUAUGAGACGAUAGUGAAUCUGUGUACUGAACAUGCAAUGUGCUCAUAAGGACAAGGCAUAAUAACAUGCAUAGUGCAUUUGUAGGUCCCUAGGAUAUUGUUUUCCAUUAAUAAGGCAUGCUUGUAAACCCAUUUUUACUACUAGCUAUGUACAGGUGUGCACUGUGAGAGGUUAGAGCUGCUGUUCAAACAUUUUUGCUUUUUUAUGAUUCAUGUUAAUUGGGUGAGCCUCACCUUGACUUACCUUCAUUACACAAAAACAUGCAUUAUUCGCAUUUAGGAAAAUAAGCCAAUGUUCUAAAUAGCCUCAGUGAAAAUAUUUAUCAUGUGGACAAGCAUGCCUUCUCUACUUACAUGCACCUCAUUGUAUCCAUGUGCAAGAUGUGAACAAUCACAUUAUAGAUGUCAACGUUGCAUUUUGGCAACUCUUAUAAUUAAGUGGCAAACAGCUUCCCCACACAUUUUCAAGGGGAGAGCUUCCCCACACAUUUUCAAGGAGAGAUUCCUUGAGCUUCAAAAGCUCAUAGAAUAAAAUGAAUGACAUAAGGCUGAAUGCUUUUCUCCAUAGGAAAUCUUUGCCUGAGUAAUUUCUAAUUGUGUACUAGUAAUGAUUAACUUUCUAGGGAGAUAGCUCCCUUCUUUGGGUUGGUGCAACCUCAAAGUUGGUAUAUAUAAGUUUGGUGGGAGGGGCUUGCCUCCCCCUGUAAAACAAAACAAGAAAAAAUAAAUUUUCACCUUUGUAGCUUUCAGGCAUUUUUUCAUUCUGUUGAUGCAUCAGCUUUCAGAAAGUUAGCUUUUUAUAGUAAAACAGAGUAAACAGAAUUACACAUUUAUAAUGAAAACUGAUACAAUUAUAGCUACUCAGGCAUGAAAAGGUAUAGUCAUAAAUUAUCCCUUGUAUGACACUUGGAAGGUAAUGGUGUUCUCUUAUAUAAACAUAGGUAAGUAUCUACAUUCAGUAAUUUGUAAUUCCUUAUUACUGGAAUAUCAGCAUCUUAGAGAUAAGUUCAUAGGUUCAUAAGUAUAUACUAGACUAAUUACCACCAGGGUCUUUAUAAGCUUAGCCAUGAACCCAACCCAGUUGUGUCCCUGUGUACCAUGAGCAUUUACUGGAAGGGGGUAUGUAAGUUAGGACAUUUCUAGAGGUAAUGUGAAAGGGGAUAUAUUAGUUUAGGCAUUAUUUUCUGUCUCUGUCAUUGAUAAGGGGGCUAAAUCCGUUGUGAAUUUCCAGUUUCCCGUCCAUUGGUGAUGGUUAGGCUUAAAUAGGAAUGGACUCUGUUUCAGAUGGAUGGGAAGCCUGUUCCAGAACAUGGGGAUCUUCUGAGGUACAUAUCUGUCACACUGACAUAUCCUAUUUAUAUCACAAUAAUUUAAAUCCUCAAAUCUAGUGGUUCUGAUAUUAUUCAUUUUGCAGACACUCAAAAGGUCCGUCAGAGCUGGAUCCAAGGAUGUCCUGUAUGCCAGGUAUAGAUUGCCUCUCAGUAACCUUUAGGAGACCAAGUAUAGAGAUAGGGCUUUAAGGAGAUACAUAUAGGACAAUUAGUUUAUACUCUGGACUUUCCUGGUAAGGAACCUUUGUGAGUGUUCCAUCUGUUGCAUAUGUUUGGUCAGGAAUAUGCC
Messenger RNA from Protopterus annectens (West African lungfish), 4330 nucleotides. It is a transcript of the gene PRKCG, whose product is annotated as protein kinase C gamma. Gene Ontology annotation, biological process: protein phosphorylation. Gene Ontology annotation, molecular function: ATP binding; zinc ion binding; diacylglycerol-dependent serine/threonine kinase activity. Lineage: Eukaryota; Metazoa; Chordata; Ceratodontiformes; Protopteridae. Bases 243 to 2291 code for a protein of 682 amino acids. The transcript has 18 exons. The record is from RefSeq and is a predicted model, not a curated record.